Messenger RNA from Chlorocebus sabaeus (green monkey), 874 nucleotides. Lineage: Eukaryota; Metazoa; Chordata; Mammalia; Primates; Cercopithecidae. The record is from RefSeq and is a predicted model, not a curated record.
CAUGCAGGGCUGGAGACGCUGCAGACCCACGACCCGGAGCAGCUCGGAGGUGGUGAAUAAUAGCUCUUCACGUCUGCAAUAAAAAAUGGCCUCCAAUAAAACUACAUUUCAAAAAAUAGGAAAAAACAAUAGGAAGAGUAAAAAAGUUGAAGAGGCAGAGCCUGAAGAAUUUGUGGUGGAAAAAGUACUAGAUCAAUGUGUAGUGAAUGGGAAAGUGGAAUAUUUCCUGAAGUGGAAGGGAUUUACAGAUGCUGACAAUACUUGGGAACCUGAAGAAAAUUUAGAUUGUCCAGAGUUGAUUGAAGCAUUUCUUAACUCUCAGAAAGCUGGCAAAGAAAAAGACAGUACAAAAAGAAAAUCUUUAUCUGAUAGUGAAUCUGAUGACAGCAAAUCAAAGAAGAAAAGAGAUGCUGCUGACAAACCAAGAGGAUUUGCCAGAGGUCUUGAUCCUGAAAGAAUAGUUGGUGCCACAGACAGCAGUGGAGAAUUGAUGUUUCUUAUGAAAUGGAAAGAUUCAGAUGAGGCAGACUUGGUGCUGGCGAAAGAGGCAAAUAUGAAGUGUCCUCAAAUUGUAAUUGCUUUUUAUGAAGAGAGACUAACUUGGCAUUCUUGUCCAGAAGAUGAAGCUCAAUAAUUGUUCACAUUGUUUUUUUAUAUAUAUUUAUAUAUAUAUAUAAAAUUUGGGUCUUGGAUUUUGAUUUACUAGUGUGACGAAAUAACUGCAUCCUAAUGAAAAUCAAGUUUGAUAUGUUUGUUUUGAAAGUAGCAUUGGAAGAGUUGUUGGGGGGUUUUUUGCAUCCAUAGCACUGGUUACUUUGAACAAAUAAAUAAAAGCUUUCUGUAGUUGCUUCCUUUAUCAGAAAAGAACAUUUGA